Nilaparvata lugens (brown planthopper) is the source of this 6120-nucleotide messenger RNA. Its product is annotated as serum response factor homolog. The transcript has 5 exons. Bases 143 to 1411 code for a protein of 422 amino acids. The record is from RefSeq and is a predicted model, not a curated record. Gene Ontology annotation, biological process: positive regulation of transcription by RNA polymerase II. Gene Ontology annotation, molecular function: RNA polymerase II cis-regulatory region sequence-specific DNA binding; protein dimerization activity; DNA-binding transcription factor activity, RNA polymerase II-specific. NCBI's taxonomy places the organism in Eukaryota, Metazoa, Arthropoda, Insecta, Hemiptera, Delphacidae.
AGUGCGCGUUCUGCCUUGCUGGUGUGUGGAACAAACUCUGUGAUGACGAAUCUCUAGUAGUCAGCUGUGAGUUCGUAGCGUGUGUUGAGUGUGGUAGAGUGAUAUUAUGACAUCAAGCUUGUGUUAUCAGUGAGUGAUAGUGAUGGAUACCCCUUCAGGUGGGGGCAGGGAUUCCCGGUACAGUAUGGGCUACAACAUGUCCCUGCUUAGUGGAGAAACAGCUCCCGAAAUGUACCAUAACGCAGUCCAUAGCCGGCCCUCCACUUCCAUAACUUCGGCACUAUCGAGAUCCUCGCUGUCUAUGUCAAGUGCUUGUUCGGCCAAUCUACAACGUGGCCUGAAAAGAACUUCGUCAGAUGUUUGUUUUGACCAGGACUCGGGUCGCGGACCCGGCUCGGUCCCUGGUGCCGGCGACUGUGGCUCCGAUCUUGGUGAUGAGGGAUUUUCGCCCUCAACCCAGAAGGGUUCGCCGCCUUCCAAUGGCAAAAAGACCAAAGGACGUGUUAAAAUUAAGAUGGAGUACAUUGACAACAAAUUACGGCGGUACACAACGUUUUCUAAACGAAAGACUGGCAUUAUGAAGAAGGCCUACGAACUGUCAACCCUGACCGGCACCCAGGUGAUGCUACUGGUGGCGUCAGAAACAGGCCAUGUGUACACAUUUGCCACUCGCAAACUGCAGCCUAUGAUCACGUCAGAGACUGGCAAGGCACUCAUCCAGACGUGUCUCAACUCACCCGACCCGUGUCCGGCGGGCGGCGGAGGCGAACGCAUGUCCGUCAGCGGCUUUGAGGAGACCGAACUGUCCUACAACAUCGGUGAUGACGAGCAGAAAGAGGAAAUGUAUCCUGAAAUGCUGAGUGGAAAUGAUUCUUCAAGUUCCAGUUCUCCAGCGCCGCCUCCAGAAUUGUCCAAUCCCAGCAGGGAACUGAGUUUGCUCCAGCAGCAGCUGAGACAGGCCACCUCUUCACCACGACUGAGCAGCACCGCCACCAACCACCAGGACACCACGACACCACCUAACCACCACCAGUCUCAACCACCGCCACCACGAUCGCCACCACUGCAAGCCACACCAGCACACCAGAGCAACGCCCGCACUUCAGUUAGCACAGCAGCAGCAAACUUCGCCCGCAGCCUAGUGUACCAGACACCAGGGGGCGGCGUGGUUUACGCGGCACCCAACGGGGGCGUCAUUUUCAGCCUAGGCAGUGCUGCCGAGGGAGCCUCCAACACAAGUGCCGCCUCCACCCAAUCACGGUUCAGCGCCUCCGCCUCUCAGCCGCCCCAGGCCCCGCAGUUCAUCACAAUUCCACUGCCUCUCACCCUGGGUGCCUCGGGGGCCUUGAAUGCUAGCACCGCCUCCAGUGCUAGUGCUGGUCCGGCUGAUCUCAGCAAGUCGAAAAAGUGACUACCGCCCCUCUUCAGUCUCAAAACUAGCACAAUACAAUGCUAUAAAAUAGUUGUUGUGAAGUCAAUAUUUCAAUACUACAGUAUUGUGUUAUGAAUUGUAUUUUAUCAUAUUCACCAUAAGCUACAGUAAUAUUGUCUUUACAGUAUGAUACCGUAGUAUUGAAAUAAUUGUUUCAUAGAGGAAAGAUAGCUUCUUUUUUAAAAUUGUAUUCGCCAUAAGAGUAUCGUAUGUUCAAGACAAUAUAAAAGGUACGCUACCACUGUAUCGUGAAUACUACAGAGCUCAUGCAGCCUAGGGAUUGUGCUCUUUUUCGCCAGUAUAUUCUAUAAAAUUAUAUUUAUUUAUAAAGGAAUAACCUAGUUGAUAGGUUUUUUAUUUGAAAGAUUAAUACCCUCUUCUAGAGCUUUUUUCAAUGACAUAAAUAAUUUCAGAAAGUUAUCCAUUUUCAAGAAAAAUUCAGAAAAAUUUGAUCAAUAUGGCUUCCGUUGAAGUGGAAACAUUUUUUUUUCUUAUGACGAAUGAAAUUGACUUUACAAUAACCAGACUCGAACCGAUGGAUAGUGUAUCUAUCGAGAUCUUUUGAGUAUCCAAAAUGUACUCGAUAAAAUGUACUCGAUAAUAAUUCUAAAAUAAUAUAUUAUUUAUUUCCACAAAAUAAGCAACAGACAGCUUGUGAAAGUGCAAGAAAAUAAAUUACUCAUGCACUAUAGUGUAAUUGAAAUUACAUCACAUGAUAUUGAUAAUGAAUAAGAGCGAGGCAAAGAUUAUUUACUAAGGAUACGCACAUGUGCUGUGUGUCGUUCAAUUACAGUAGAAGCCAUUUUUAAAAUAGGCCUACUGCUACUCUUUCAUGUAGGUUAAAUUUAACAGAUUUGUGGAAUAUACUGUUUAUUAAAUGAAUAAUGUAAUAGAAAGUUGAAAUUCCGUAUGGUUUCAGACACUCUGUAUUGUAUACCGGUACUCAUUUUGUGAUUAUGAUGGCAAUUAAAUUCAGCAGUAUGUCGUGGUAAAGGCAAUACUAUACGACAGUAUAAUCUUAUAAAACAGAUACAAUUGACCUAACAUUAUGGUAUAUGUAGUAAAGGCAAUACAGAACGGUACUAAAGUAUUGAGUUGUCUUCGGCUGAAAAGAAGUGGUUUAGUAACCACUGACCUUAGUCUGUGGUGCGGAGUUUCAUAAAGUUAUAACUUGAAGUUGUAAGUAGAAUUGCAGGUUCCAAAUCUCAAUCACUACUUACUUAAUUGAUCCCCACGUUUACGAUCUCGCCACAAAUUACUGCGUUAAAAACGUUGUUCUAAUUGGCAAGGCUACGCAGUUCUUCACAUUUUUUUCUUUUCUAUAAAAUGGUUCAAUAUCUAAUGAUUCUUGAUGGUUGAAAUUGAAAUACAGGAUAUCCACGAGAACGAUUAACAGAAAUAAACUUUGAAGAAGCCCUGCGCACAGUACUGCGAAUCGCAUGACGACGACGGUUUCAACCAUUAUACCAAGAUUUGAGAAUUCAAUUCUUCUACUCCCGUCGCCAUCAUGCGAUUGGCAGUGGUGUGCGCAUGGAUUGAGAAGAAAUUCGUUGCCAUAACACAGUUGAGCUGUACGGAAUUGGUGAAAUUAUUGGUUGUUUAUUCCAAGGAAUUUUAAGCAAUCAAAGCUUGCUUGGCUAUCAACUUUCUUAAUGAUCGUCUUUGAUUUUCAUUUAUUAAAAAUUGAAUUAUUUUUUGUGAUUCGUUCAUGUUCCAAAUAAUUCAAUUCAGAACUAGAAAUAAACAAUAAAAUAUUUGAUACUAAAAUCAUGAAUACAGAUUUGUAAGCUUUAAAAUUGAUGACUACUAUUUUGCAUUUAUUACUCGAAUUACAUAGGUACUUGAAAAUGAUUACUAUAGUACAUUAUUUUCUACCUAUUCCUCUAUUUUACUAUUUAUGAAAAUAUGUGGGUGUUGAUCCAUUUAUUUACUUUCAAACAACACAAUAGAACUGAUGACAAUGUAUUUCCUGUCUAAAAAUUUGCUAUUAAACAAAUUUUCUUCUAUUCAAAUUAUUUAUCAAUUUUCUGGAUUUUUCAUCCGUAUUGUAGGUUAUUCAUUUUAACAUAAUAUCGUCGUCUUCCUACAAGGAUUAGGCAAUUUGCCUGUUCCGACUUCAAACUCACCAUCACAGCUAUCUUUUACGGGGUCUGCCCACACUUCUCCUCCGAACCGGGUUAUACGUUAUGACUGCCCUGGGAAUCCUGUCGCUCUCCAUCCUUUCAGCAUGAUCUUUCCCAGUUUUGCUGAUUUUCUUUAAUUUUUGGCCAUAGAAUAGAAUAUAAUAGAGAAAUACUUUAUUCACCAGAUGUAAGAAAUUCAAAGAACGGUGUCAAUAAAUUACAAUAUAAUUAAAAACUAGGUUAGCCUAGUAUAUAUAACAAAAACGUUUCGUCAAAAAUAAAUGUUGGAAAAAGAAUACGGUACAGCGACAAUUUGACCAGAUAUUCCUCUGAAUUCUUUGUAAACAUACUGAGAUUAUGUUGAGCUCGCUUCUUAUCGACAUUAUGAAGCCUAUCUUCCCUUGUGCACCCUUUUACUUUCCAACAUAAUAUAAUUAUGUUAAUAUGCAUUAAUGAAAAAAUCUACUCUUUUUCACGUACCGUAUUAUACAGUCAAAUAAAUGUUUAUUAUUUCUUCAAGGAUCAUGUUUACUCUAAAAUUGACAAACACUUUCUAAAAAAUAGAUUUUGAAGAAUCUUUAGCUAUGAAUUUUAAUCAAUUUCGAUCUCCAUAACCUUAGAGGUUUUGAAGAACUGCAUAGUCUAAGAAUUUUGUAAAUAUUCGAAACAGAGACUCGAUAAAUUAAUUUAGGAUAAGUAAAUUAAUAUUUUAUUAUUAAGUCAAUUAGGUGGAGUUUUUUCGAUUACUUGACAUUAAUGUUGUGAAUGGUUUUAGGAUCAAUAAUAUUUUUCUAAUAGACAUUCAACUGUUACAAUAUUCUACCAGAAUAAAUAAUAGUAUUUGUUAUCAUUUUAUUAGCUGAUCGUUUAAAUCAGCUAAGAGUAAAACACAAAUUAUGUGCCUUGCAUUCUCAAAUCUUUUUUGCUUAGAAGUUGAGGUUCAAUCAUUUCUGGAGAUUGAGUUUAUUAUUAUUCAUUUUUCAUAUUUGAAGACACAGUAGUUAUUUUUUUCAUUAUAUUUCAUUCAAAAAAUGCUCUAUACAUUCAGUAAUUGUUUUUUAUCAGAAUAAAAUAAGAAACUUUUUCAAUUGUUUCACUACAAAAGUUUUAUAAACUCCAGUAAUGCUUUAUGUUUUGCUACUUUCAUAAAGUUGGCUUGUUGAAUUCAGUGAACAUUUUUAAUUUUUACGAUCAACUUAAAUUGAAUUUUUGAACUUGUUUGUAUUAACAGUGUUAUGUGAAUUGUUUUGAGAUAAAUAGACCUAACUUGUGAUAACGUACGAUUAGGAUUUCCCGAUUAGUUUAAGUUAGAUUAUUUUGAAUAAUUAAUUAAUUUUUGUUUGUGUAUGAUGAUUAUUCUUAUGUGGACUAAUAUAACUGAUUUUUUAAACAAAUUAUUAUAAUUGUAGUCAAAAAACUGUUGUGGUUGUUCGUUGUCAAUCAUGGAGAAUAAUUUUACAGUUUACAAAAUUGAUAUGCCCUUCAUGAUUUAUAGAACACUAAAGUAAGUAUGAAAAUUGAAUUGAAUUUUAAUUAACAAAGCAUCAGUCAAAAUUCGUCAAUCGUUUUGUAAAUGUCAACAAUUUAAUUAUGUCAACAAAUGAUUACAAUAAAUUAUGAAUUCUUAGGUAUUCAGUUACCUUUAAACAAGUUACCUCUAUAACAGGUACCAAACAUCAUUUCACAAAACAUACAGUAGUGAAUCUAACAAAGAACUAACAUUAUUUAGCACCUCUUAUUUAUUUUCUUUUUUAUUCAAAAAAUAGAACAUAGAAUAGCAUUUGCAGUUCAUUCUAGUACUGUUACAAGCCUAACAAUUCAUGUACUUAUUACACAUCACCCUAAGCUACCAACUAAUACGCUUCUCAUCGGAAAUACUGUAGGUUAUUCAUGGUAUUUUGUUUCACAUUUUCUACUUUCUAACUUAAAUAUUACCAGAAAUAACAUGAUAGAAAAUAAUCAAGCAACCGAUCCUGUAAAUCGUGUAAAUUAUAAUCAAAUAAAUAAAUUGUUAGUUAUAAAUUAUUGUAGUGCUAAGUGAACACUGUGAUAGAGAAAAUUUAGAUUUUUUACAUUAUUCUUGCUCUGUCUUGUUUUACCAAAAUUUCAAAUUUAUAACCAUGUUGCAGCCUGUUUUCUUUUCCAAAGGACUGGAAUUAUCGAUUUUACUACGUAUAUACACUAUAGAAACAGAAAUAAAAUGGCGUGCUAUUUGAAAUUUGAUCCAAUUGAUUAAUUCAUAUGAAUAAUCUUUAAUUUUGAGUCUUCCCGCAGUAGGUAGGCUAUGAUAUUAAUUUAUGUUAUCACUAAAUCUAGUCUUGAAAAAAUUGUUUUUCUUUUUCAUGACUUCAUAUUUCCUCUUCCAAGUGAUUUUAAUGGGGAAGAGAAUUUAAUGGGGAAGCAAUAUGAUAUUUCUGACAAUAAUAUUAUUCUACCCAUUAAUAGUAGUGACUUGUUCCGACUGUUAUUUAUUUUGUUAAUAUUGAUAAUAAUUGUAACAAGUGCCAUGGUGUAUGUUGCUUGAUUGAAAAAACAAUUCACAAAAUAAAAUCUUUUCUACUCAAA